Phaedon cochleariae (mustard beetle) is the source of this 1955-nucleotide messenger RNA. The record is from the annotation of a GenBank genome assembly. NCBI's taxonomy places the organism in Eukaryota, Metazoa, Arthropoda, Insecta, Coleoptera, Chrysomelidae.
UUUGGAAGUUUGUACUUGUGAAUGUGAGUGUCCUAUAAAUGUGAAUAUCCUGUGAAUGUAAAUAAUGACUUACUAUCUUCCAACCAGUAAUAAAUGAACUUAGUAUGAGUGUUCCAACCGUUCGCUUUAACGUAAUUAGUGAGUGGGGGCCCCCUUAUGUCCCAUGCCUAUCUCACAGCUGUCUCUGUAGUAAAGUUAUAGUUUUAUAUCCAUCCGCCACUGCGAAUCUUCUGACAUAAAACGAAGGCUGGGCAAGCUAUUCAAUCAGUACCUACAUCAGUAGCACCGAAAUAAAAUUAUGAGAGUGGUUUUUUUGAUAAUUUUAACUAGCUAUGGUGCCUUUGGACGUAACAGAACCUUUCCUCCGGGUUUCCUUUUCGGAGUAGCCCAAUCGGCUUUCCAGGUUGAGGGGGCAUGGAACAUCGAUGGAAAGAAAGACAGCAUUUGGGACCAUUUCGUCCACGAAAAUCGAUCGAGAAUUCUCAACAGGGACACCGCUGAUGUGGCCUGUGAUUCCUACCAUCUAUACAGGGAGGAUGUCAAGCUUGCAGCUGCUAUUGGCAUGAAGAUGUACAGAUUCUCCAUUUCUUGGCCAAGGGUGUUACCAGACGGAACCUCGAAAACAAUCAACAAAAAAGCGCUGCGCUUUUACGAGCACCUCGUGCACGAAAUAAGGCACCACGGCAUGGUACCUGUGGCUACCCUUUACCACUGGGACCUGCCCCAGGCGCUGAUGGACGCGGGCGUCGAUUGGACCAACCCGAAGGUCGUCGACCAUUUUGUCGAUUACGCGCGCAUCGUCAUCAAGCGGCUGCACCACGUGGGCUACUGGGUGACUGUCAACGAGCCCCACACUUUUUGCCGGGAGGGGUAUGGCGUGGGGGUGUUCGCCCCUGGCAUCAGGAGCAGCGGGAGGGACGAGUACAAGUGCAUUUAUAUGAUGAUGAUGGCGCAUGCUACCGUUUAUCGGAUGUACAAGAACGAGUUUCCUCGUCACGAAGGAAAAAUGUCAAUGGCCCUAGAUAUCCAGUGGUUUCAGCCAAAAAACGCAUCUUCUGCUGCAGACAUCGCGGCGACCAGAAGGACCGCUGAUUUCGAUACUGGCCUGUAUGCACACCCGGUAUUUUUGGGAGGAUGGCCCCCGGAGGCCGAAAGAAGAAUAGCCGAGAGGAGCAGACGGGCAAACCUGACGAAAUCUCGCCUACCUGCUUUUAGUCCGGUAGAAAUCGCACUCAUCAACGGGACCUUCGACUUCUUCGGAGUGAACAUGUACACCGGCUACUUGGUGGAGAAUCUCCCGGAAUUCCCACAUAACGUAUCGAGCUAUGAGGCGGAUGUCCACUCGCAGCUGUCUUUCAGUCCCAACUGGACGUUGGAGACCGGAUAUUUUGCGUUCACCCCAAAUGCACCACUACAUAUUCUGAGAUAUGUCAAAGAAACUUACAACAAUCCUGAAAUUUUAAUAUUGGAAAUUGGCUCAUCUGAUGACGGUAGUACGUUGUAUGAUGAACUCAGAAUCCGUUUAUUCCACAACUAUUUCAACUCUAUACUAGACGCCAUAUACGAUUAUGAUGUAAAUGUGAGCGGAUUGAAUAUCUGGAGUAUACUAGAUAAUUUCGAGUGGGCAAGUGGAUAUGCAUUACACUUUGGUUUAUAUUACGUGGACAUGGAUGACCCGCACCGCACAAGGUAUCCAAAAAUGUCGACCGAGUUCGUCAACCAAAUGACCCGUCUCAAUCGCGUACCAGCAAUAGAAAGCAUCAGGCCAAUAUAUGAGAAUUCGAUGAGGAAUGCAACAGCCCAGUUGAACAGGAUAAUCGAGAAAAUGAAUAACCGUUCUGCGGAACGGAAGAGGCUCAACAGGCCUCGGCACCAUCUUGCACCACGUUCUAGAAACGUGUAAUAAUUACACAUUGUGUUAUUUAUUGAAAAUAUAUUAUGAAAUGUUUAAUUUA